CAAAAAGAUCGGAUUACCCCACCAUCUUUCCUUCUCCAUCAACAAUUAAUCAACACACCUCAAUCAAUGUUAUAGAAUGGAUUCUAAUAAUACUGGAGACCCACAAUUAAAUGAAAACACUCUCGACCCCAGUGUCAUCGCAGAACUCCCAAAUGGCUGCCAAAUACUCUCAACAAAAACUCACGGACUCAGUUUCUUUGCAAAAACAGCCUGUAUCAAUGUCAAAUUGAGCAAUGGAGCAACGCAAUCCUUCUUCGUCAAGAUCCUCUCCCACGAACUGGGCAAAAACAUGGUCUACGCGGAGUUCGAAUCGAUGCAGGAGAUCCACAAAACACAGCCCGAAUUCGUGCCAAAACCAAUUGCCUGGGGAUCAUACCAGAAUGCUCCAAAUACACACUUCUUUAUGUCUGAAUAUCGAGAUAUGAUCAAGGACAAAAUGCCAGAUCCACAACCGUUCGCUGCUUGUUUAUCCAAACUGCACCAGAAUAGCACGUCUCCGAAUGGGAAAUUCGGAUUCCACACAACGACAUAUAGCGGCAACCUCCCUCAAAUGGUCGAGUGGGAAGACAGCUGGGAGGUCUUCUUCUCCAAAAGCCUCAGACUGGCUCUCGAACUGGAACUCAACACCAAAGGACCGAAUGCUGAAGUUGAUAGUUUCCUUCCGGCUCUAUUCGACAAGGUCAUUCCGCGUCUGUUGCGUCCACUGGAAAGAAAUGGCCGAUAUGUGAAGCCUUCACUCGUCCAUGGAGAUCUCUGGUAUGCCAAUUCAGGCGUUGAUAUCCACACAGGCCAGCCGCUGGUUUUUGAUGCCUGUUGUUUCUACGCUCAUCACGAAUAUGAAUUCGGUCAAUGGAUGCCGGCUUGUAAUCGAUUUGGCGAUGACUACUUGGAGGCAUAUCGCUCAUAUGUCCCCAAAUCUGCACCUGAAGAGGAUUAUGAUGGGAGGUUGGAUUUGUAUAAACUGAGGUUUAAUACGCAUGUGUCUGCCCUUUUUCCACAAGAUAGACAACUUCGAGAACAAAUGGUUGGCGAUAUACGAGACUUGGUCAAUCGAUAUGGUUCAGGAUGAAGUGUGGAUAUAUCCAACAUUCUUUGAUACCAAUGCAUAUCUCUUUACAUCAAUAAUUGAAACAAAUUGAAUUUAAUCCAUC
This is a messenger RNA of Aspergillus wentii DTO 134E9, 1151 nucleotides long. RefSeq lists its product as uncharacterized. The record is from RefSeq and is a predicted model, not a curated record. The transcript has 5 exons. The coding region runs from base 77 to 1069 and encodes 330 amino acids. Lineage: Eukaryota; Fungi; Ascomycota; Eurotiomycetes; Eurotiales; Aspergillaceae.